CUCACUUUCAUACCCAAAACCGAUGCUGAAAAGUCCAGUCCAUCCCCCCCAAUUCCGAUCACAUGUGACUUCCCCUGAUUCUCUAUAAUGCUGCGUACCGGAAAUGGCGUCACCAGUAAUGGGUUGGUGGAGAUGAAGGAGCGCCAGCGCUGGAGACCCGAAGAAGACAGCCUUCUCCUCGCUUAUGUCAAGCAGUACGGCCCUAAAGAAUGGAGUCUGAUUCCUCAGAGAAUGGGUAAGCCGCUGGAUCGGGAUCCCAAGUCCUGCCUUGAGCGGUGGAAGAAUUACCUGAAACCCGGCCUGAAGAAGGGCUCCUUGACGCCGGAGGAGCAGGGCCUGGUCAUUUCUCUCCAGGCGAAGUACGGCAACAAGUGGAAGAAGAUCGCCGCCGAGAUCCCCGGCCGGACGGCCAAGAGGCUGGGGAAGUGGUGGGAGGUUUUCAAGGAGAAUCAGGCGAAGCAGCUCCAGAAAACGCGGAAGCGCCAGGGCUUUCACGACGGGGCUACUCUCUCCGGCGGGGGCUCGCCGGAAACCGCCGUACAGGGGAAGUACGAUCACAUUCUCGAAACCUUCGCGGAGAAGUACGUACAGCCAAUAACGCUCUAUGGGUGUACGUUUCAGUCGUCCCUGCCCCUCCCGCCACCCAUCUCGCCGCCGCCGCCCGUACUUUCCCUCGGCGCCGGAGAACCCACGGCAACCGGAGCACCCUCCCCUGUUCUCCUCCCUCCAUGGAUGAAUUACACCAUCCCCUCCGCUCCGGCGUCUUCGUCUUCAUCGACCUCGGCCUCCACACCGGCCCUGCAAUCUCCGCCUUCCGUCAUCAGCCUCAACCUUUCAACCCCACCCGAACCCCUGCAACAGCAGCAGAUCUGCACCCUGAUCCAGUACUGCAAGGAGCUGGAAGAAGGGCGGCAGAAUUGGGUUCAGCACAGGAAGGAGGCGACAUGGCGGAUGAACAGGGUGGAGCAGCAGCUGGAGGCAGAGAAGGCUCGGAAAAGGAGAGAAAAAAUGGAGGAGAUAGAAACAAGGGUGAGGUGUUUGAGGGAAGAAGAAGAUGGGUUUUAUGGAAGGAUUGAGAAUGAGUACAGGGAACAGGUGAUUGCAGUUCAGAGAGAUGGAGAAGCUAAAGAGGCAAAGUUAAUGGAAGCAUUGAGCAAGCAGCAUGGGAGGCUGGCUAAGGUUGUAGAACAAAUUGGUCUGUGGUGAAUUAGUUGUAAGUAGGACAUAGAUUUCAUAGCUAGCAAGUCAUCAUCAAGCUGCAUGUUUCACAGAUUUGGUGUCCAAUUCUUCCAAACACAUUGUAAAGACUGGAAAUUUGAAUGGGCAAUUCUUCCAAACCAUUGUAAAGACUGGAAAUUUGAAUGGUCAAUUCUUGUCCAUCUACAUAGGCCUUAACCGACAUUCUCCCUUCUCUAAAGGAAUCUGGGCAUCGUCAACGAAAAAUUAUUAUUUAUGGUUGCCCCUUGUUCGGGCCUGAGGACACCAUCCGCAACGGACAAGAAACACUAUGCUUGCACUUCACUUUCCCUUUGGGUUUCAGAGGGGUUGAAUCUUGUCCCGAUUUCAUCACUAUAGCAAGCGGCCAUGUGUUGUUUCAGAAAUUUUGAGUGACGGAGAUCCAAAUACUAGACUUCCCUAUUGUAAAAGAUGAAGAUGGAGAAGAAUUGAAAUUGCCCAGCCUAGAGAUUCCCUCAAGCGAACGGCGGUUCAGACGGAAAUUUACUUAUGUCUCAUUUAUUGUAUUUCUAGCCAUAGUACGAGAAGUUUGGAUUAAUUGUGUAAAUAUUUGAAGUAGGGAUUAUUUUUGUUUAAUUGAUCAAAGUAGGGAUUAAUAUUGUCAAUUUCGCC
Cuscuta epithymum is the source of this 1848-nucleotide messenger RNA. The record is from the annotation of a GenBank genome assembly. Lineage: Eukaryota; Viridiplantae; Streptophyta; Magnoliopsida; Solanales; Convolvulaceae.